Messenger RNA from Gongylonema pulchrum, 636 nucleotides. The record is from the annotation of a GenBank genome assembly. NCBI's taxonomy places the organism in Eukaryota, Metazoa, Nematoda, Chromadorea, Rhabditida, Gongylonematidae.
AUGGAACGACGAUGUAUGAAAAAUGCAUGGGAAAAGAUUUUAAGAGCCAGCAAGCUGGGUGCAACACAUAUAACAACCAACAACAAGCUAUGGUUACGUGUGAAAGGUACAUUGUCCACCUAUCUCAAGAACACGAAAUUGUAUAAAACCGAGCUGUGUAGGUCAUGGAUGGAAUGCGGCCGUUGUAAUUAUGGCGAUAAAUGUCAGUAUGCGCACGGUGAGGAAGAAAGACGACCAGUACACCGACAUCCCAAAUAUAAAACAGCGUACUGUCAACCGUUUCAUCAAGUUGGCUACUGCUCCUACGGCUCCCGAUGCCAUUUCAUCCACAACGAAGAACCGGCGUCACUUGCACGAUAUCAAAAAAAUAACACCAGCACUCGCAAAAAUACCGUGUGCGGUGGCGUUGGUGGUACCGGACAUACGGCAGGAACCGCUGCAGCAACUUUGGCGUUCGGUAUGUGGCAUCCGUAUUGCAAUUCAGCAGGCGACUCUCCGGUGCCCAGUUCGGCUGAUUCAAACAGCGAUAGUCCAAUUACUUCGACCAGUCCGACUCUCGAUUUUGAUGAGAACAUGGGUGCACUGGCAACCACCGGUCGCUGGGGCGGUUUUGGCGGCAGUAAUGUGAGUUUUUAA